CUUUUGCGUCACAAAAGCAAGGGAUCUGAAGAACGCAGCUGAUAAAACGAAACCAACAAAACGCUGUCUUGUGCGAAGUAUGAAAUGAGAAAAAAACGUUGUGCUAGAAAAAUUAAUCUGACAUUUAUAUAGACACCGUGCUAUUUUGAUAGUCAUGUGUUUAAAUUAAGAAUAAACGGUAUUGACUUAUAGGCCUUUUAUUCAGUGUUUUACUUCUAUUUGAAGAAUUGGAGAGAUACAUAGAGUUCAACACAUUACUGAAGAUAACGAUAAAAAAAGGCAGUGUCUGAAAGCUGGAAUUUUUUUUUUAAUAUUGAAAACAGUUUCUUCAUUAUGCCUUUCAUUAAGGGAAAAGUGGCAUUAAUUACAGGAGGAGCAUCAGGAAUUGGACUGGUAACAGCUAAAGAAAUGCUUCGAAAUGGAUUGAAGGCGGCAGUAUUGGCUGAUAUUAAUCCAAAAUUUGGACAAAAAGCAAUUCAAGAAAUUACAAAAGAAUUUGGUGCCAAUAAAGUCAUAUUUAAACAAACUGAUGUCGCAAAUAAAUCCAACGCGGCAGUAUUGGCUGAUAUUAAUCCAAAAUUUGGACAAAAAGCAAUUCAAGAAAUUACAAAAGAAUUUGGUGCCAAUAAAGUCAUAUUUAAACAAACUGAUGUCGCAAAUAAAUCCAACGUUAAAGAAGCAUUUGAAGAAACCAUUAAAAAUUUUGAACAACUGGAUAUUGUUAUUAACAAUGCUGGAAUAAUGAACGAUAAAAUUUGGGAACAGGAAAUUGAUAUAAACUGCAAAGGGGUUGUUUACGGUACACUUUUGGCCCUCGAGGAAUACAUCCCAAAAUUUAAAAGCAGUAAAGAAGGAAUUGUUGUAAAUGUGGCAUCAGUUGCAGGCUUAGACCCUUUCGAGUUAACCCCUAUUUACAGUGCAACGAAAAGUUUUGUUGUACAAUUCAGUCGAGGCAUUGCAAGCGACUUUAAUUAUAAAAGGACAAAGGUGAAAGUUAUAACCAUAUGUCCUGGUUCAACUGACACUCCACUGUCAUACCUAAAAGGAAAACUUUUGAAUCCAAUUUACGAAGAGAUGCUGGAAGAUUACGAUUACUCGAGACAAAAUCCAGAAUUCCUGGCCGAGGAGAUAGUUUCGGCAAUCGAAAAAGGAAAAAAUGGAACGACUUGGAUAAUAGAGGAAUGUCCCGCAACUAAAAUUUACUUCAGAGAUCGUUUGGAACUCCAAAAGUUAAGUAAAUUUUUUUGUGUUCAAGAAAAAUCGUACCUACUCAUGUUUUCCGUUAAAGGAAAGGUGGUUUUGGUAACUGGUGGUGCUUCAGGAAUAGGCUUGAAAACAAUUAAGGAACUGUUCAAAAAUGGUUUAAAGGGAGCUGGUAUAGCCGAUUUAAAUCCAGAUUUGGGAAAAAAAGCAGUCGCUGAAAUUGAAAAAGAAUUUGGCUCGGGAAAGGUAAUCUUUAAAAAAACCGACGUUACCAACAAAGCCAGCUUAAAAGAUGCUUUCGAAGCAACUGUAGAACACUUUAAGCAAUUGGAUAUUGUUAUUAAUAACGCAGGUAUCAUGAAUGAUGCCAUUUGGGAAAAAGAAAUAGAUAUUAAUUGUAAGGGUCUUGUAUAUGGAACGCUGUUCGCACUCGAGGAGUACCUUCCGAAGUACAAAAAAGGCGAAGAAGGUGUUAUUGUCAAUAUAUCGUCCUGUGCUGGCAUAGAUCCUUUAGAUACGUUUCCUGCUUACUGCGGAACAAAAGCUUUUGUCCUUAGCUUCAGUCGAAGUAUCGGAAACGAAACACAUUACAAGAGGACAAACGUUAAAGUUGUCACCGUAUGUCCUGGGCCCACAGACACGCCACUACUGCAGUUGGAAGGCAAAAUUAUAAACCCAGAUUUGUCAGAUCAUCUACAUGGCCUACUUCAAAAUACUGUUAUGCAGUCUACUGAAGACCUAGCGAAAGGAAUAGUUUCGGCUAUUGUUAAAGGAAAAAAUGGAUCGGUCUGGCUAAUAGAAAAUGCUCCACCUACUGAACUGCAUUUCAGUGAUCGAUUUGAACUUCAAAGGAAAUAGUAUCACUUGUAGCAAUUAAUGUUACUUUUCGGAUAUUAUAAUAUGUCUACGUAUAUGUAUCAAACACUUUCAUAAUAAAUAAAAUUUGACUAUAA
Agrilus planipennis (emerald ash borer) is the source of this 2156-nucleotide messenger RNA. RefSeq names its product peroxisomal hydratase-dehydrogenase-epimerase-like. Lineage: Eukaryota; Metazoa; Arthropoda; Insecta; Coleoptera; Buprestidae. The transcript has 12 exons. The record is from RefSeq and is a predicted model, not a curated record. Gene Ontology annotation, molecular function: oxidoreductase activity, acting on the CH-OH group of donors, NAD or NADP as acceptor. Gene Ontology annotation, cellular component: cytoplasm. The coding region runs from base 334 to 2061 and encodes 575 amino acids.